This is a messenger RNA of Morone saxatilis (striped sea-bass), 986 nucleotides long. RefSeq names its product snail family zinc finger 2 (gene snai2). Lineage: Eukaryota; Metazoa; Chordata; Actinopteri; Moronidae. The transcript is spliced from 3 exons. Gene Ontology annotation, biological process: regulation of DNA-templated transcription. Bases 135 to 917 code for a protein of 260 amino acids. The record is from RefSeq and is a predicted model, not a curated record. Gene Ontology annotation, molecular function: RNA polymerase II cis-regulatory region sequence-specific DNA binding; DNA-binding transcription factor activity, RNA polymerase II-specific.
GCAGCGCUGCACCAUGACACUCCACUGGACUUAAGCAAUAAGGAUUUCCGUCUUCACACAGUAAAAAACGCUCACCGCUAUAUUUUUCCAAGAAAAAAAAAAGUUUACCAAAAGUUGUCCACUUGUUCUCCAAGAUGCCACGCUCUUUUCUGGUCAAGAAACACAUAAACUCCGCAAAGAAGCCAAAUUAUAGUGAGCUGGAGAGCCCAACAGUGUUCUUCACGCCGCACAUCUACAGGGGCCUUCCCCUGCCCGUCAUCCCCCAGCCGGAGAUCUUGAGCCCGGCAGCGUACAGCCCCAUCACAGUGUGGACUACCAGCAACUUGCCGCUCUCUCCGCUCCCCAGUGACCUCUCCCCCAUCUCUGGAUACCCCUCAUCGCUCUCCGACACCUCCUCUAAAGACCACAGCGGCUCCGAAAGCCCGAGGAGUGAUGAAGACGAGCAGAUGCUGCCCAAGCUGACAGACCCUCACGGGGUGGAGGCAGAGAAAUUCCAAUGUAGUUUGUGUAGCAAGUCCUACUCCACGUACUCUGGACUGCUCAAGCAUAAACAGCUGCACUGCGACGCCCAAACGAGGAAAUCCUUCAGUUGUAAAUACUGCGAGAAGGAGUAUGUGAGCCUGGGAGCUCUCAAAAUGCACAUCAGGACUCACACUUUGCCAUGCGUUUGCAAAAUAUGCGGGAAAGCUUUUUCCAGACCGUGGCUGCUCCAAGGACACAUCAGGACGCACACCGGAGAGAAGCCAUUCUCCUGCCCUCACUGCAACAGGGCUUUUGCAGACAGGUCCAAUCUCAGGGCUCACUUACAGACCCAUUCGGAUGUGAAAAAAUACCAAUGCAAGAACUGCUCCAAAACCUUCUCCAGGAUGUCUCUUCUGCACAAGCAUGAGGAAUCUGGUUGUUGUGUAGCACACUGAACUGGGAUACUUUUCCACCACCAGACAAAAAAAAUCCCCUCUGUUGUUUCUUUAUUUUUCCAAGUCCAG